AUGACGAAAACGUCAGAAGCCAGAAAAGAUGAGCAAGAACAACAACAAGAGGAGAAAGCGCUGGCCAUAUGGGAUUUAGGCAGUCCUUUAUAUGACUCGUAUGAAUUGGUGUCACUCACUCAUCUCAUUGAACGGCACCUAAUGACACUGCCAUCUCUUGGAGGAUCAAAAAGGCUCUCGUCGACCAAGAAAAUAUCUCCAGCAUCCGAUCAUGAUCAUGAUCUUCUUGUCAUCCCUGCUGCAAUAUUCGUGUCAAAUAUGGGCACCAAAAGAGAAACUAAACGGGUAGGUUCUUCUGUAUUGAACACCUUGAGUGAAUUUGUGAGGAGAAAGUUGUGGAUAAAGAGGAAGAUUGGAUCAUACAGCAAGAAGGGUAAGUCCAAGAAGUUGAAAGCAGCUGGACAUUCUUGUAUUAGGUUUGGUUUGUGA
Molecule: messenger RNA, 429 nt
Organism: Dovyalis caffra
Lineage: Eukaryota; Viridiplantae; Streptophyta; Magnoliopsida; Malpighiales; Salicaceae
Source: the annotation of a GenBank genome assembly